GAUUCAAGUGUAUCGGAUGAGGAUAGAGAAAUCAAAUUUAAAUCUCCUGAAUUAUCAUUUAUAUACGCCUGCGCAGUUGGUAACUUAAUGACGGUCAAGAAACUUGUACAAGGAAAGUCUGAACUUGUAAACUACAGCACACCACUUAAUCAUCGAUAUACUGGCUUACAUUAUGCGGCAAAAGGAGGCCAUCUGAAUGUUGCUCGUUUUUUAUUGCGAGAAGGUGCUAAAGUUAACGUUCAAACUGGGGUAAGUGUUUGGAGUGGUAAUGAUGGUAAAUGUAUCUAA
Molecule: messenger RNA, 288 nt
Organism: Enterobius vermicularis (human pinworm)
Lineage: Eukaryota; Metazoa; Nematoda; Chromadorea; Rhabditida; Oxyuridae
Source: the annotation of a GenBank genome assembly